UGUCUGAAAUUGUUUAAUAGAUCAGUUAAAUGAUAACGCUGAUCCUUCGUGUAAAUGGAAUCGUUUUUGAACGGAAAAAUGAAAUUCUUAAAAGGGAUAUUAUAUUUAACAAUAUAUAUAGUUUUCUGGGAGUAUAAACACACUGAGGAGCAGCAAUUAGAGCUUGUACACUGGGAGAAACCCGCGCUAGGACGUACCGAUGGUAACGUUACCCUUGCAACAAAACUAGCGGAAAACUUCGCGGUAGGAACAGUGUUCACGAAGUUAAAAGCCGUAAGUGAACCCGAAGAGUACAUCAUCACGUAUGCAAGCGUUCCAGACACGUUCAGUGUGAACAACACAGGACACGUCACCGUGGAAUUUUCAGCUGCCCUCGAUUAUGAGUUCGUGCGAUCUUAUGUUGUUGCAUUCGAGGCCCGUAACUCUGUUCCGUCGACGGUGACGAUGACGAUAACUAUCGAGGUUGAAGACCGUAACGACAACGCGCCGAUGUUCUCCAACAACCCCACCACCGUCUAUAUUGCACCGGGGCUCGGCAAAGUCAAAGGUUCAGCGGUGACCACAGUAAUGGCGUCCGAUGUUGACGGAAACGUAAACAAUGACUUGACGUAUGCGAUUCAAGCGGGAGACGACACGACGGCCAAGUUCGCUAUCAGAAUGUACCAGGGUGUUAUCACAACAACAGGCGUGGAGUUUGAGCGGGACAAAUACACCCUGGUGGUAACGGCGGUGGACGGGGGUACGCCGCCGCUCACUGGCUCCACCACAGUCAUUGUUGACAUGGGCAACCGUCAGAAAGGGCUUCGGCCAGGCCCGGUCGCUUGGAUAUUUUGUGUUGGUCUUAUUUUAGGCAUCAAAGAUUGUAUCUUAGGAAUUUAAGUUUCAUUCCUUUGUCCAUAUGCCGGUUUUUUACCGCUACAUGAGUAGACGUGUUUUGUUGUGUGUAUUCGUAGGUAUUUUCAUUAAUUGUGUUCUCCAUGACAGAACGUUUAAUUACAUUUGGAACGAAUUCAAGGAACUUGGUCGCAUUUCGAUUUCGUAUAGUUAUAGCUAUCUCUUAUUAAGAUUUUUUAUUUCCGUAUUGAUGGUAUAUAAAUCGGUUAGGUCAAAGCUACACUCGCAGCGGAACUCGUGCCUAAUUUUGACAUGUACCUAUACCAUGACCAAGAUCUAGGUUGGUGGUUUGACAAGAUCACUAUGCAUUUCUAAUGAUUUCACAGUAGCUACUCCGUAUACUACUUUGAUGUUAACAAUUAUAAAGCCCAAAUCACAUUAUAUAUACGAUUGAUCGUCGACUGACGACAACAAAAGGUAUUAUGGUUAAAAAGGAAUAUAGUGUUCAGUGCCAUGAUUGGAUCGGCUUGAUCCCAAUUUCGAAAAAAAAAUAUUGUUCCAAGUCCCGAUUUUUGAUUAUGUUGUUUAAUCAAAUAGUAUGUGCGACAACCCUAAGGCCUGGUCUUAAGUUUACGUUCGUAUCUUUAGUACAGCGAACAUUAGCAACUCAUCGUCAGUCAGUUAAAAAACACUAUUCGUCAAACGUCCCAAAAUCUAAUAUCCCGCUGACCGCUACUGUAGUCAAGGCUAGGCGAACAUAUUCUAUCUUAUCAAGGAUCAGGUAUAAACAGGAAAACACAAAUAGUUGCCUUAUAUGUAACAGCCGAAAGGCAACAGUAGACGCAGGUUAACGUCCCCCCACCCCCUCUCGGUGUCAUCUUCUUUACACUUUGAGUUUUUGAAGCGCAAUUUCGUUAUUUUUCUUCGAUAAAUCGAUGAGUAUUUCCACAAACUUGCCUUCAAUUGCACGAGCUGUCGGCAAUUAAUCCUCACUAGCUGAUGUGGGGGGGGGGCACACCUGGCUUGCGCUCCACUAAAUUUACCGAUGUUUACUUUUUAUUUCAAUAUAGGAGAAAAGAAGUAAAGACGUACGCCAAAAAACCCAUUCUGGAUUAGAAAGUGUUAACAUUUUCUUGGGGGAGUACAACCGAACCCCAAUUUCAACAUUAUAGACUAAAUUAAUUUUGGUUCUGUGGGAGGUGCGCAAGUCAAAAGGUUACACUCCUUAGUUACGCCCCCCUAUAGUAUCAAAUCCUGGUCCGCCCCUGAAACUAAUUUUAUGGCAACGAAGUAAUAGGUAUCUUUAAUAUGCCAGUCUCUUUCCAGUGUCGGUGUUUUGCUUUCAAGUGUUUCAUGUGUUGUUUCUGAGUGGGUGUCUGAAUUUUAAAGGUUCUGCAUACUGUAGUUUCUUUUGAUAAGCGAGGCUGUUUGUAUUAACACGGAUAUGUUAGUGCUAUUAUUUGAUUAUAUAUAUAUAUAUAUAUAUUCAAACAGCAUACUUUCAACUUGGUUGAGAUAAGACCUAUUGAGUAUUUCCUGAAAAAUGUUAUUGUUGUUGCUAUUACCCAUUCUAAACGUAUA
Messenger RNA from Mya arenaria, 2415 nucleotides. RefSeq names its product protocadherin-11 X-linked-like. The transcript is spliced from 5 exons. Gene Ontology annotation, cellular component: catenin complex; plasma membrane. Gene Ontology annotation, biological process: homophilic cell-cell adhesion. NCBI's taxonomy places the organism in Eukaryota, Metazoa, Mollusca, Bivalvia, Myida, Myidae. Gene Ontology annotation, molecular function: cadherin binding; calcium ion binding. Bases 55 to 879 code for a protein of 274 amino acids. The record is from RefSeq and is a predicted model, not a curated record.